Messenger RNA from Brassicogethes aeneus, 5394 nucleotides. The record is from the annotation of a GenBank genome assembly. Lineage: Eukaryota; Metazoa; Arthropoda; Insecta; Coleoptera; Nitidulidae.
AUUUAGUGGGUUUAAUGUCAACACGCAAUUUACUUACGGGAGCUCUGGCUGUUUUUAUUUAUCAAAUCGGUGGAUAAAGCGGCAACAUGUUCAAGACGCACAAGCUUUUUCCUGGGCAGACGCUACAUCGCACCGAGUCCAUGGUGUCGUUGUGCUACAGAAGUUUAGCAGUAUUCAUAAACGAUGACAACUUACAAGGAUUGCAGUCAUUUCUUGAUAAUAAACAAGUGCAAAUUGAUGAUAAAGAUGAUAACGGAGGAACGGCUCUUAUCCUUGCCGCCACCAAGGGCAGAUCAAACUUCGUAAGCAAAUUACUAGCCCACGGCGCAGAUCCCAAUAUCGAAGACAAUGAUGGGUGGACAGCUUUACUUUGCGCAUCCAAAGAAGGCCAUUUGGACAUCGUUAGGCAACUUCUCGACGCCAAUGCCGCUAUUGAUCACAGAGAAAUGGGUGGAUGGACAUCGUUAAUGUGGGCAACGUACAAAGGCAGAACGGAAGUGGUGCAGGCUCUGCUGGAAAACCACGCCGACGUCAACGCGCAUGGCAACUACCACAUCUCCUCGUUGCUGUGGGCGGCCGGUAGAGGCUACACUCAAAUCACCGAAGCCCUGAUAAUGCACGGCGCCAAGGUCAACGUAGGCGAUAAGUACGGCACCACCGCUUUGGUGUGGGCGUGUCGCAAAGGCCACGCCGAUAUCGUGGAGAUUCUGUUGAAGCACGGCGCCAACGUGGAUACCGCAGGGAUGUAUUCGUGGACCGCUCUGCUGGUGGCCACGCAGGGGAACCACGUGGAUGUGGUCAACUUGCUUUUGGAGCACAAACCGAACGUUAACGCGUUGGAUAAGGAUGGUUGCAGUCCUCUUACUAUUGCUUGUAAAGAGGGGUAUUACGAAAUAGCGGCUGCUUUGAUGUCCCACAGUGCUUAUAUAAACAUACAGGACAGGGCUGGCGAUACAAACUUAAUACACGCUGUUAAAGGUGGUCAUCGAGGCGUGGUGGAAGCUUUACUUAAAAAAUAUGCCGAUGUAGAUGUAUCGGGGAAGGAUAAAAAGACUGCUAUAUACAUAGCCGUAGAGAAGGGUUACGUGAAUAUAGUUAAAAUGCUUAUGGCGAGCAACCCGGACUUGGAAAUCGCCACCAAAGAUGGCGACACUCCUCUACUCAAAGCGGUGCGAUCGCGCAACGCAGAAUUAGUCCAACUUCUUCUAGACAAAAAAGCAAAAGUUUCCGCGGCAGACAAAAAAGGCGACACAGCUUUGCACAUAGCGAUGCGUGCUCGUUCGAAAGCCAUAGUCGAAAUACUAUUACGCAACCCGAAACACAGUCAACUACUGUAUAGGCCGAACAGGAACGGCGAGACUGCUUACAACAUCGACUUCAACCACCCCAAAACGAUUUUGGGGCAGAUUUUCGGCGCGAGGAGAUUAAAUACAAACGAGGAUAACGAGAAUAUGUUGGGAUAUGAUUUGUAUAGCAGCGCUUUGGCUGAUAUUUUAAGUGAGCCAUCCUUAUCGAUGCCUAUUACUGUAGGGUUAUAUGCCAAGUGGGGCAGUGGCAAGUCUUUUUUGCUAAACAAAUUAAGAGAGGAAAUGAAAAAUUUUGCCAAAGAAUGGGUGGAUCCAGUCUUCCAAUUCACAACUCUCCUAUUUUUAAUACUUUUACACAUUACUUUAAGUUUAGGUACAAUUUUCGGUCUUUCAUUUCAAUCAUGGGUCAUUGGCGUUUCUGUUGGUGUAACUGCCUUAAUUGUAGUCUACAUGUUUUUGGCGCUUACUUGGUUUGCCAGCAAAAGGUACGAUUGGGAUUGGCCAUAUAAUUUCAACGUAAACCUUGCAAGAAAACUUAGCAAUAUUAAAUUACUGCUGCAAAUAUUAUUCUGCCAUCCCCCAGGCGCUUCACCAGAUAGCAUGUCAGCACAUCCAAUAAGGUUCUUUUUUACGGAUCAAACAAGAGUUUCAAGUACAGCUGGUGGUGAAAAUUCCAUAGUACAAAUGAUCGGUUCGCUGUAUGAUGCAAUAGAAAACGAAUAUGGUGCUGUAGCGACUAGAUUAUUCAGGGCGUUUAAACCAAAACCGGAAAAAUCAUCGUCAUCUUGGACUUGGAGGAAAGUGUGUUGUCUACCUUAUGUGAUAGUUUUUGAGGUGGCUUUUGUCUGUUUGUUACUGGGAGUUUGUGCCUUGACGUUGUAUUUAUUAAAAAUAAAUGCUGGUGCUAAUGAUAAGAAUAAUUUUACUUUACAAGUAAUAUGUAUAUGUACAGCUCUACUUUUGGGUGUAACUGCCAUAGCUAAUAUGUAUACUUGGAGUAAAUUAUUGAGGACGAUAUUUUUAUCACAACGUCGCCACUUACAAAAAACUAUAUCAAAAUUAGAGACACUCAAGUCGGAAGGAUUUUUACAGUCAUUGCGACAAGAGGUAACGUUAAUGAAGGACAUGGUGAAAUGUUUGGACCGGCUCAGUCAACAACAAACUCGCAUGGUCAUAAUCGUGGACGGCCUGGACAGUUGCGAACAAGAAAAAGUCCUACUAAUCCUGGACACCGUUCACAUGCUGUUCUCUGACGCGAACACCCCCUUCAUUGUGAUAUUAGCAAUAGAUCCGCACGUAAUAGCUAAGGCAGUGGAAAUGAAUACAAGAAGACUAUUUAGCGAGAAUAAUAUAGGCGGUCACAGUUACUUAAACAACAUGGUGCAUUUACCGUUUUACCUACAAAACUCCGGACUGCGCAAGGUCAAAGUCGCGCAGCAAACUGCGCAAAGCCACAGAAAAAAUACUGGGACUGCGUGGACCGAUGAAGACAAUCUUAACAGCUUUUUAGGCAGAUCGUCAUCUUGUCGCAGACUAUCAAAUGAAAACAUGCUCAUGUCCAGCAGGGAAAACUUAAAACUUCCCGGUAGAAAAGGAUCGAGAAAAUUAAAAAUGUCCGAAUCUAUAGCGAGCUCUAUCGGCUCGAAUAUGAAUAAAAUCGGAGGGGCUCAAGACUUAACGAAAAUGUUGCUUACGGACGAUUACUUUAGCGAUGUGAAUCCCAGGUCGAUGCGUCGCUUGAUGAACGUAGUUUAUGUUACAGGACGUUUGCUUAAAGCUUUCCAAAUUGAUUUUAACUGGUACCGAUUGGCUUCUUGGAUAAAUAUUACAGAACAAUGGCCCUUUAGGACAUCUUGGAUUAUUUAUCAUUAUGAUCUGUAUGAAGAUCAGUUGGAAGAUAAUACCUCACUUAAAUCUAUUUAUGACAAAAUAAGGCCCCACAUCCCUUGCAUAAAAGACACUGAACCCCUAAUGGAGCUGGACAGAGACGAAAAAAAAUUCGACAUAUUCCUCACCUUCCACCGCUCCAGCUUGCUGGUGAGCGACCUGAAAAUCUUCCUGCCGUUCACCAUAAACCUGGACCCGUACCUCAAGAAACUCAUCAAAGAAGAAACGCAAGCUCUCGAAGACGAAGGCCUCCACUUCGGAAACCCCAACACGCAUGCGCAGAUGCCGCACUCGGGCACCUUGGCUCCGCCCUGGCCGCACACCCAACCGAUGGAGUGGACCUCGCCCAGGUCGCUGGUCAACCGGCGCAUGAAGUCGGCCAACCAGAUGCAGAAGAGCGGGAGCGCUCAGUCGGCUUCGCUCGUUUACCCGCCGGUGGCGCCGUACUUGAGCCAGAUGUGGCCCGACUUGGCAACGAUGCACCCGUAUCGGCAUCCCUCGAUGGCGAGUGUUGUUCCUGUGACCGCCUUGGAGCCGGAAGUAUUGGAGAAUAAAUUGUCCACUUUGAGUGUUGAUGGGGUGUGUAAGUUAAUUGGGAAAAUACAAGAUUUGGAUAAGAGUGCUCUAGAACAGUAUGUUGGGAUUAUUAGGCAACAUAAUAUAAAUGGAAGAGUUUUAUUACAUUGUGAUUUGGAGGAAUUAAAGAAGCUUUUGACCAUGAGUUUUGGGGACUGGGAGAUGUUUAAAGUAAUGUUAAUAUCUUUAAGAGAAUAUGAGGUCACCAGCGUAUUAAGAGAGGAUGAAACUACAAAAGCUUAUCCACGCGAACGCAAAACUAGUGUUACAAAACUAACAAUACCUGGAGAAAAAGAAAGUAAAACUCAAGUUGACGGCCCCCCAAGGGAAAGGAAACAAAGUGUUAUGGAAAAACAGGUGACCCUGGAAGAACAAAUGAUAUGCGGCGCGCUGCAAACGCUCAACGAAGAGGCAUGCGAAGACGUGCUCGAGGAACAGGAAGAAACCGUGAUCACCAUCGAAACGGAGGUGCCGCAAACGUCGGUGAUCCCGCCCAGUCCAGACUCGAACCAAGAUCCGGUGAGGGCGAUGCGAUCGCGCACUAACAGCGCAUGCGCACUAGGUGAGACCGAUUUUGUUUUAUUGCAAUCCUCGCCCAUCGGGCACAUGCACUGGCAACCUGUCGGCUACUCGAUCGGCGGCCAAUCAGGAAGCCUCAGCGACCUAAGCUCGAGGUGCAGCUGGAGCUCGCAACCGCCAUCUCCCGUUGCAGAAAGACGGCCAUCUAGUCUAAAAUCAGAAGAUUUUACGAAAAAAGGGAGACAUGUUUUCAUAAAGGCAGAAUAUUCGGAUAAUACUCCAAGAGUCGGUAUAUCUUCAAAUAAUUCGCUGGCAUUGUACGAAAAUGUGGAAGGUAAAAAACAGGAAUACAAAACCACAGCAUCGCAAACAAAACCACGUCCAAACAGUUUAUAUUUAAUCAAACACGACACCAAACAAAGGCACAGAAAUCGCUCAAAAUCCAUAGACAACACCCUAAAGAAAAAAGAAAGUGGUUUCGAGAAACUAAACAAAUUCAAAGACAAAUUGCUACAUUCCAGUCCAGAACUGAACGAAAACUCGGAUAACGAAAGCACUCCGUUGGUAUCCGAAGUCUCAUCGCCCUCCAAAUCCGGUCAAAGCAGCGAUGUCAAGACAUCCGAGUCCAACAGCGUUGCCGUAUCUCCAUCGCCAACGCCCGACGUCCAAAGGCAACAAACUCGCAGCGAGAUGAAUUUAACGGAGCAGGCUGAGGAGAGUCUUGGCGGCGCCGACGGCCUACGAUUUUCGCCGAGCGAGUUUCGGCGCACGCGCACAAUGUCGGAUUGUACAAAUUCGUCCAUUUCGGCGUUUUUGGGCUCGAUUGGGCAUUCGAAUAGUAAUUACAGUGUGCAUAGUAAAAGUUCGGCAGGUUCUGGACAUUUGUCCAGGCAGAAUGCCUUGGAGAGCGAGGAAAAUUUGGAGAAUGUUUAUGAUCCUGUUACUAAGCAUUGAUUUUUUGAAUUUCUGAGGAGAUUUUGUUAGAGGAGCAGCUAACAUGAAACUCAAUUUUUCCUACAUACAUUUUGAAACUGUUUCCCUGAAUACCCCAAACCAGUCUUGAUGUCAUAAAUAUAUACAAUAUUAAAAUAUUUGUUUAAUAUAA